Molecule: messenger RNA, 1866 nt
Organism: Geodia barretti
Lineage: Eukaryota; Metazoa; Porifera; Demospongiae; Tetractinellida; Geodiidae
Source: the annotation of a GenBank genome assembly
AUGUACGUUAUUGGCACCGCCGGACAUGUUGACCACGGUAAGUCCACUCUGGUCAAAGCCCUCACCAACAUUGACCCGGACCGUCUCCCGGAGGAAAAGGAAAGGGAGAUGACGGUUGACCUGGGCUUUGCCUGGAUGACCCUGCCCAGCGGCCGCGAAGUCAGCAUCGUGGACGUGCCAGGUCACGAGCGGUUGAUCAAGAACAUGCUGGCCGGGGUAGGAGCCAUUGACCUGGCCAUGCUGAUUGUGGCCGCCGACGAAAGCGUGAUGCAGCAGACCCGGGAGCACCUGGCUAUCCUGGACAUACUGCAAAUCAAGCGGGGCCUGAUAGUAAUCACCAAGACAGACCUGGUGGACGAGGAGCUGGUUGAACUGGUCAAGGCGGAGGUCGAGGACGUGGUGGCCGGAACAUCUUUUGAGGACGCCACCAUGAUUGGCGUGUCGUCCUACACUGGGGCCGGCUUGGAUGAAUUAAAAGACACCAUUGACGAAAUUCUGGACCAGACCGGGGCGCGGCGGGACCUCGGACGGCCCCGCCUGCCAGUGGACCGGUGCUUCUCCAUUUCCGGGUUUGGCACCGUGGUAACCGGUACGCUGGUCGACGGGGUUUUUGCCGUGGGACAGGAAGUGGAACUGGCGCCUUCGGGGAUGCGGGGCCGCAUUCGCGGACUGCAAAGCCACAAAGAACGGGUAGGCAGCAGCGAUCCUGGGGUCCGGUUGGCGGUUAACUUGUCGGGCGUUGCCCGAACCGACAUAGAGCGGGGUGAGGUGGUUACACUGCCCGGCUGGCUACCCUCCACCCGACGCCUGGACGCCAGGAUGCGGAUGGUGGCCGGGGCGCCCCACCCCCUGCGCCACAAUUCCGGCGUUACCUUCCACCUCUUUACCAGCGAGACCACGGCCCGGGUACGGCUGCUGGACGCGGACCGGUUGGCCCCCAACGAGGAGGGCUGGAUCCAGAUAUUGCUGGAUGACCCAAUCCCGAUGGUCAAGGGCGACUAUUAUGUACUGCGUUCUGCCGAAGAUACUUUGGGCGGCGGACAGGUGGUGGACCCGAGCCCCCGGCGCCGGCACCGGCGCUUUGUUCCCGAGACCAUUGAGCAGCUAAUGAUGCUGGACCAGGGCACCGGGGAGGACAUCAUCUAUAGCGUGGCCGACCAGAGCGGGCCCUGCGACCUGCGAACCCUGUCGCAACGGUCCAACCUGUCCUCGGAAGAUGCGGUGGAACGGGCCCUUCAGUUGGCUGAGGCGGGGGACCUGGUGGUUCUGGGCAACCUGGGGACGGAGAACGAUGCCGUGGUCUAUUCGUCGCAGGGGUGGGACAUCUUCAAAAGCAAGGUGCGGGUGGACCUGCAGACUUACCACAACAACUAUCCGCUGCGAAGAGGGGCGCCCACCCAGGAAACUCGCAGCCGUACCGGGCUGGCCCAGGGGGUGUACCUGAGGGCGCUGGCCCGCCUGGUGGAGGAGGGUUGCCUGGUGGAGGAUGGCCAGCAACUUCGCCUCCCCGACCACGAGGUUACGCUGACCCCGGAACUGGAGAAACGGGCCAAUGAUUACCUGCAAUCCCUGGAGCGCGAGCCCUAUUCGCCGCCCACCGAGCGUCAUCCGGAGCCUGAACUGCUGGGCUUUCUGAUUGACGAGGGCAAGGUGGUGAGGGUGAACGAGUCGGUGGUGUUCGCGGCCUCGGCCUACCGUGAACUAACCGACCGGAUAGUGGCCCACCUGAACGAGAACGGGUCGAUAACGGUAGCGGACGUCCGGACCCUGUUCGAUACCAGCCGCAAGUACAGCCUGCCCCUGCUGGAGUAUCUGGACCAGCAGCGGAUUACGAGGCGGGUGGGGGAUGAGCGGGUUUUGCGGUGA